GUUCUUUGUUGGGAAGGGGGGUGGGGGAGCUGCAAAACAGCUCAGUGCUGCCAUGGUUAGCAGAGGCUUGGUACACAGGAGUGUAGACACAGGUGCUGUUGUGCGUUUAAGGUGCUGGGCGGCCAGAGGAUGCAGAACAUGCUCAGAUUAAAGUCUGAUUAGACGGUCAUGGAAAGGAGACAUAAAAUGGAGAAGGUUAUCGGAGAGACCUAGCGUAGCCCCAGGAAUGCAUGUGUGCACUCCUAGUGCUCUGCCAAGUGCACUCCCAGGACGCUGCUUGGCAUGCAGCCUCUGAUAAAUACACUCCUCCCCCAGUUCCCGGCGAGCCCUGAGACGAACAGCAGACUUUUUGUUCCAUUCUAAUUUUUAGGCAAAACCAAAAUGCCCGUCACAAAGCCCUGUUUUCCCUGCUACUCCCCUGCCCCCAGUCUAGAGGUAUCACAUUUUUGGGUGCGUCAUUUUGGGGUGGUUUAACAAGAUGAGCCGAUAGGGCUCCCAGGCUGCCCGGAGUUACGUAACCCAUUGUGCUUCCAGGGCAGCUCAGUCUUAGGAUUUGCCCUAACAGGCACACUCCGAAAACUGCUGAGGAAGGCAGGCGAGGGUGGCCGUGCCCAGGCUGGGUUCUCAUGGAGGAUCUCUUCUCUCUCUGAAUUGCAUUUGGAGUUCACGUCCACACAUGGCAUUGGUUUUUCAAUUCGGGCAGCCCGUAAGGGCCCAGACUCUGCCAGGACUCGGCCAAGGCAAGCUUAUUCGGACAAACUCAUGUGAUGUGUGCAACAGCACCGAUCUUCCGGAAGUCGAGAUCAUUAGCCUGCUGGAGGAGCAGCUGCCCCAUUAUAAGUUAAGAGCCGAUACCAUCUACGGUUAUGACCACGACGACUGGCUCCAUACACCUCUUAUUUCUCCAGAUGCCAACGUUGACCUCACAACCGAGCAAAUUGAAGAGACGCUAAAAUACUUCCUUUUAUGUGCUGAAAGAGUUGGCCAGAUGACUAAGACAUAUAAUGACACAGAUGCUGUCACUCGGCUUCUUGAGGAGAAAGAGCGGGAUUUAGAAUUGGCUGCUCGGAUCGGCCAGUCAUUGUUGAAGAAGAACAAGACGCUAACGGAGAGGAACGAGCUGCUGGAGGAGCAAGUGGAACACAUCAGGGAGGAGGUGUCUCAGCUCCGGCAUGAGCUGUCCAUGAAAGAUGAGCUGCUUCAGUUCUACACCAGCGCCGCGGAGGAGAGUGAGCCCGAGUCUGUUUGCUCAACCCCGUUGAAGAGGAAUGAGUCAUCCUCCUCAGUCCAGAAUUACUUUCAUUUGGAUUCUCUUCAGAAGAAGCUGAAAGACCUUGAAGAGGAGAAUGUGGUGCUUCGAUCCGAGGCCUGCCAGCUGAAGACGGAGACCAUCACCUAUGAGGAGAAGGAGCAGCAGCUGGUCAACGACUGCGUGAAGGAGCUGCGAGAUGCCAACGUCCAAAUUGCUAGUAUCUCGGAGGAAUUGGCCAAGAAGACUGAAGAUGCUGCCCGACAGCAAGAGGAGAUCACACACCUGCUGUCACAAAUCGUUGAUUUGCAGAAAAAGGCAAAAGCUUGCGCGGUGGAAAACGAAGAACUCGUCCAGCACCUGGGGGCUGCUAAGGAUGCCCAGCGGCAGCUCACGGCCGAACUACGUGAGCUGGAGGACAAAUACGCAGAGUGCAUGGAGAUGCUUCACGAGGCGCAGGAGGAGCUGAAGAACCUCCGGAACAAAACCAUGCCCAACACCACCUCCCGGCGCUACCAUUCGCUGGGCCUGUUUCCCAUGGACUCCUUGGCAGCAGAGAUCGAGGGAACCAUGCGCAAGGAGCUGCAGCUGGAAGAGCCCGAGUCUCCAGACAUCACUCACCAGAAGCGAGUCUUUGAGACAGUGAGAAACAUCAACCAGGUGGUCAAGCAGAGGUCUCUGACCCCUUCCCCCAUGAACAUCCCCGGCUCCAACCAGUCCUCGGCCAUGAACUCCCUCCUGUCCAGUUGCGUCAGCACCCCCCGGUCCAGCUUCUAUGGCAGUGAUGUUGGCAACGUUGUCCUUGAUAACAAGACCAACAGCAUCAUCCUGGAAACAGAUGGAGCAGACCUGGGAAACGAGGAGCCGAGUAAGAAGCCGGGGACGCCGGGCACGCCCGGCUCCCACGACCUGGAGACGGCGCUGCGGCGGCUGUCCCUGCGCCGGGAGAACUACCUCUCGGAGCGGAGGUUCUUCGAGGAGGAGCAGGAGCGCAAGCUGCGGGCGCUGGCGGAGCGGGGCUCACCCCCCGAGAGCGUGGCGUCCCUGGGCGCGCACUCCCGCCUCUCCGAGCUCUCCGGCCUCUCCGGCGUGGCCUUCGGCGGCCGCUCCUACCUGCCCGAGAAGCUGCAGAUCGUGAAGCCGCUGGAAGGUUCUGCCACCCUUCACCACUGGCAGCAGUUGGCCCAGCCUCACCUUGGGGGCAUCCUGGACCCCCGGCCUGGUGUGGUCACCAAGGGCUUCCGGACGCUGGACGUUGACCUGGACGAAGUAUACUGCCUUAACGACUUUGAAGAAGAUGACACAGGGUGGUGCAGCAGCGGCCCGGCAGUCAGUGGUGACAUGCGGACAGCUCGCGGGUCCAGGCGUCCCUGUGCGCACCACCCUGGGAAGUGCAUGUCACAGACCAACUCCACCUUCACCUUCACCACCUGCCGCAUCCUGCAUCCUUCAGAUGAGCUCACUCGGGUCACACCAAGCCUUAACUCAGCCCCAACUCCAGCUUGUGGCAGCGCCAGCCACUUGAAGUCCACGCCGGUGGCCACACCAUGCACUCCACGGAGACUGAGCCUGGCCGAAUCCUUCACUAACGUCCGUGAGUCCACGACCACCAUGAGCACGUCCCUGGGGCUCGUGUGGCUGCUGAAGGAGCGGGGCAUUUCCGCGGCUGUCUAUGACCCGCAGAGCUGGGACAGGGCCGGCCGGGGCUCCCUCCUGCACUCCUACGCUCCCAGGAUGGCUGUGAUCCCCUCCACGCCGCCGAACUCGCCCAUGCAGACGCCCACGUCCUCCCCGCCCUCCUUUGAGUUCAAGUGCACAAGCCCUCCCUAUGACAACUUCCUGGCUUCCAAGCCGGCCAGCUCCAUCCUAAGGGAGGUGAGGGAAAAGAAGAACGUGCGCAGCAGCGAGAGCCAGACAGACGUGUCUGUCUCCAACCUCAACCUCGUGGACAAAGUCAGGAGGUUUGGGGUGGCCAAAGUGGUGAACUCAGGGCGAGCCCACGUCCCCACCUUGACUGAGGAGCCAGGGCCUCUCCUUUGUGGGCCCCCAGGGCCUGCACAAGCCCUUGUCCCUGGAGGCCUGGUACCCGAGGGCCUGCCUCUCGGAUGCCCCACAGUCACCAGUGCCAUCGGCGGGCUGCAGCUCAGCAGUGGCAUCCGACGGAAUCGUAGCUUCCCCACCAUGGUGGGGUCCAGCAUGCAGAUGAAAGCUCCCGUGACUCUCACCUCGGGCAUCUUGAUGGGUGCUAAGCUCCCCAAACAAACUAGCUUACGGUGAGGAUGGGAGGGGCCCCGUUGCCCUGGAGGAGACCAACACUCUCCCGUCCUGUGCCCCACCUCCCUCUCUUCCCCCCUCAGUGCACUCUCUUCUCUCUUCCUUUCUCCGUCCAUCCCCUCCUGAACUACACAAACCAACCUCGUGCCUAAUGGAGGGGGAGUGGAAACUCUGUAAAAUGUGUACAUAGGACUCGGAGAGCUCAUAUCUGCCCUGCUCUGUCUUCAGAUGCCACAGGAAGUGCCCCUGUGCUGUCACCACUCUCAUGAGGACGUCACCCCUGCUAACCUGGGGGCAGGUGGUGUCCUUUUCUUCUUUCCUUCCGAGAAGCACUGAAACUCCCACGUGUGUUCUUGUCCCGUGGAUAGGAAACCAGUGAAUUCCGUGGCUGACCACCUGUGUUGCACACUAUGAGCUGUCACGGCUCGGGUCGUGAUGCCUCUGGGUGCCGUUGGACACCUGGCCCUGCCCACCCACCCUGUGAGAGCGCGAGGAGCCUCCGUCCUCAGCCACGUGCAGCUGCUGUAGCGUUCACAGUCGGAGAGCUCUUCUUUCUUCCAUGGGUGGCCCAGCUUCUCCACGACCUUCACUGCUCUGCCUCAGCGGGCAGUCGUUUCUUUCUCGAGGUUUUCUUUCCAUGCCUUCAACUUGAAGUCAUCCUGUGUUUUGUAAUCAGCUGUCAGGCCAAACAUCUGGCCCGAAAGAGAAUGUAUUUACGCCCCUGCUGCGUUGUUCAGCAGCCCCAUCCGUGUUCUGUGUGAUUUGUUUUAUUUUUCCGGUUUUUUAUAUGCAGGGAAGUAACGGUACUGGUAGUGUAUGUUCUCUGUGUGGUUCUAUGACUCCGAAAUACAAAUUUCAAACACACCAAGCUGCUAAGGAGAUAGCGGCUUAUUUCUGGGACCCAGUGUCACAACCAAAUUGAUGUAGGACCAGACCCAAGACAACGUUGACAAUAGGAUUGAAAGGAAAGAGGGUAGGGAAAAAGCUUAUUAAAGACCUGUGUCAGCAGUAAACGUAAAGGGGAAGAACCACAACCAAAUGCAAUACCAGACUGGUUCAAGGGAGAAACGAGAUCUUGGCGUCCUCCCGGCCGCAGGCCUUACUCCGGAACUCGAGGGUGGCCAGUCAAGGCCCACGUGUUUUUCCCUCUUGUCUCAAAACAGUGAAUGGUCACCACAAAAUAUUUUCUCCCCUCAAAGCCUUUUGUCUCCUUGUGCCACUUUUUAUCCUUAGGAAAAGAUAGAGGUGCUUGUGAAAAGAACCACGAACAAACAAGGGAGCCUGGUCCUGUUGCUGUCGCCGGUUAAGUUUCAAACUUUUAUUUAUUGUUUGUGUGUGCCGUAUUUUAAACAAACAUCCUCUCCUCCCAGCUCCAGUCCCAGUGUGUCUGUGGCAUUCCAAUCCGAGCAGUUUAUUUAUUUAUUCUAAUCUGAGGACUGCACUUUCCAUCCCGGUGUUCCAUGACCACUUGUUCCAGACAUUUAUAGAAGGAAAACAUCCCGUGUAAAUGAAAUUGUCGUUCUGUGUCCUCCCCCCAGCAGAUGUGUCCUUCAGUUAAGUGAGGGCAACCUUAUGUCCACUGAGGAUACUCUGAGAAAGUCCCCAAGGAGCAAGCUUCAGUCCCAUGAUUUCAGACUAUUUAUUCUCUGAACACAAAGAGUGUUGGUUAAUUAUGAUCUCAGUUCUCCUCGCUGUUGUAUGUGUGCACUCACUGCAAGUAACUUAUAUCUUUUUAUUUGAAUGUAUUUUAAAGCAGUAGGUAGAAUAACAAAGGAAUAGGAAAACUAUGGACUGAAUGGACCACUUUAUGUAUUCAGAGAGAGGAGCCACCCAUCAUCACCAGAAAAACCGUGUAAAAAAUUGGCAAUUCGGAGGUUGCAGUCUUUAGUAUAGUAAAUAAACGAUCAACAUUAUGCAACCACUACCAAAAGUGUGUUGUAAUGCAUCAAAAAUCAACAAUAAAAUUUUACUCACUAAUGAGUAUCAAUAAAAUAAGUUCAAAUGAUGGAAACCA
This is a messenger RNA of Lemur catta (Ring-tailed lemur), 5537 nucleotides long. RefSeq names its product trafficking kinesin protein 1 (gene TRAK1). NCBI's taxonomy places the organism in Eukaryota, Metazoa, Chordata, Mammalia, Primates, Lemuridae. Gene Ontology annotation, molecular function: GABA receptor binding. The record is from RefSeq and is a predicted model, not a curated record. The transcript has 17 exons. Gene Ontology annotation, biological process: anterograde axonal transport of mitochondrion; endosome to lysosome transport; neurogenesis. The coding region runs from base 677 to 3526 and encodes 949 amino acids. Gene Ontology annotation, cellular component: dendrite.